UUCUAGAACAGGAAGGACUUGGCUCUCCUCCCCCCAUCCUUCCUGCUACCGCUGGCAGUGUGGGAGGGCACCGACCUAUCCAUGCGGAAAUUGAUACUGGUACCUUCUCCCUGUAGGCGGAGACCUGCCCUUACCAUUUCCCUCCCAGAGGCUUCCAAAAGCUAAUAUUCAGUGCACCCACUCUAAGUUACUAAGUCAGUGUGCUUACCAACUACUGGGAAGUUAGAACCAGCUGUUUGCUGGAGCCAGGGGGAACUCAGAACUUGGGUCUGAAAGGACAGAAGUGCCUUGCCUGGUGGAGAGUGAAUGCAGAUACCAGGAAGGAGAAACCCUCUUCCUUCAACAGUCUAGCCACUUGGUAAUCCACGUGUUUUAGGAAAAAAAGAGCUCAGUGGCUAUGCUUUUGUUCCCCUGCUGCCCAGGGCGAUUGGGCGGCAGGCUGAGGGGAGAGGAGGAAUGAAGUUUGGGCUGAUUGCAGACGGCUCCUCCUGUUCAGCCUGCAAAUUUCAGUUUGCCUUUUAUAGAAUCCAGGUUCUCCCCUCCCUCAAAGCUGCUACUCCUUCUUUUGAAAACCUAAACUACCAGAGUCCUCCUCUAUUUUCUUCCUCUUUCCCUCCCCAGUUUCCUCUGUUCCAAUUAAAACCAGGAUGGAAAGCAUUGACUGGCUGGCCCCAAUUACUGUACCCUUGCCCAGAGGGAGGGGCCUCUGCCAUGGCCCCUCCAGAAAAACCAGGCGGUGUUGGCCUCCACCUUUCCCCUACUUAACUGUCAGCCCCCACCCAUCCCGUGGGGUUGCUGCUGCUGGCAGCAGUGGCGAUGGCUUGGGUCUGGCUGCCGUGCUGAGACUUGCAGCAGCGCCCUACGGGCUAUGGGCCGAGUUCUACAGUCUCUCUGGUACCUUCCCAUCACGGAUGAAAACGGUUAACGUGAGGGAAAGACAGACUGCGAUCCAAACGCCCCGGGUCUCAGACCCGGAUUCCAAAAUUCAGUCAGAUGCCUAAACCCGCCCAAGAGCGGGAAGAACCGAAAAUGCAGGGAUAGGACCCUGGGAUUGCGGGAAGGCGUAAGUACCGCCCGGGACCUGGUAGCGUGCGGGCCGCGAGUAGUUUCGGAGGGAGCGCGCCUAGGGCGGAGCGUCGGCUGUGAGGAGGGCGGAGAGUCCCGGGCUGCCCCCAACCCUCACUCCUCCCGGGCCUUUGCUGUCCGCCCGUGGGGAGUGGUGGAGGCCUGGGUGGGAAGGGGUUUUUGCCAGCGCACGCGCGCUCCCGGGAAGGAGAGGUCUAAGAGCAAGAACGAGCGGCCCCAGUUUUCCAGAAGGGAAUAGCAGGGGUGUCUUAAGAACGGCUGGGACCCGACGGUGCCGAGUCGAGGAAGAGGGCACCAUGGCCGCCCUCCUCCUCCUGUCCCUGCUCCUGCUGCUGCCGCUGCUCCUACUGAAAGUGAACCUCUGGCCACAGCUGCGCUGGCUCGCGGCAGACUUGGCCUUCACGGUGCGCGCCUUUCGCUGCAAACGGGCUCUUCGAGCUCGCGCCCUAGCCGCAGCUGCCGCCGACCCGAAAGGUCCGGAGGGGGGCUGCAGCUUGGCCUGGCGCCUCGCCCAACUGGCCCGGGAGCGCCCUGCACACACCUUUCUCAUUCACGGCGCGCGGCGCUUUAGCUACGCGGCGGCGGAGCGCGAAAGCAACCGGGCAGCGCGCGCUUUCCUGCGCGCCCGUAACUGGGAUGGGGAGCCCGGUGGCGGCGGAGCACGGAGCGCCAGCGAAGGCGAACGGGCCGCGCAGGGAGCAGGAGACGCGGCGGCCGGAAGGGGAGCAGCCCUCGCUGGGCGCGAAGGGGAUGGGGCGGCCAGAGGCGGAGCCGAGGCCCCUCUGGAACCUGGAGCGACCGUGGCGCUGCUCCUCCCCGCCAGCCCAGAGUUCCUCUGGCUCUGGUUCGGGCUGGCCAAGGCCGGCCUGCGUACCGCCUUUGUGCCCACCGCCCUGCGCCGGGGACCCCUGCUGCAUUGCCUCCGCAGCUGCGGCGCGCACGCGCUGGUACUGGCGCCAGAGUUCCUGGAGUCCCUGGAGCCUGACCUGCCCGCCCUGAGAGCCAUGGGGCUCCGCCUGUGGGCUGCAGGCCCUCAUACCCAUCCUGCUGGAAUUGGGGAUUUGCUGUCUGAGGCCUCGGCCGAAUUGGAUGGGCCAGUGCCUGGGUACCUAUCUGCCCCCCAGAACGUAACGGACACGUGCCUGUACAUCUUCACCUCUGGCACCACGGGCCUCCCCAAGGCUGCUCGGAUCAGUCAUCUGAAGAUCCUGCAAUGCCAAGGGUUCUACCAGCUGUGUGGCAUCCACCCGGAGGACAUCAUGUACCUUGCCCUCCCACUCUACCACAUGUCUGGUUCCCUGUUGGGCAUCGUGGGCUGCCUGGGCAUUGGGGCCACAGUGGUGUUGAAGUCCAAGUUCUCCGCUGGUCAGUUCUGGGAGGACUGCCAGCAGCACGGGGUGACAGUGUUCCAGUACAUCGGGGAGUUGUGCCGGUAUCUCGUCAACCAGCCCCCGAAUGAGGCAGAACGUGGCCAUAAGGUCCGGCUGGCAGUGGGCAGUGGGCUGCGCCCAGACACCUGGGAGCGUUUUGUGCGGCGCUUUGGGCCCCUGCAGGUGCUGGAGACAUACGGACUGACAGAGGGAAACGUGGCCACUUUCAACUACACACACCAGCGGGGCGCCGUAGGACGUGCUUCCUGGCUUUACAAGCGCGUCUUCCCCUUCUCUUUGGUUCGCUAUGAUGUCACCACAGGGGAGCCGAUUCGGAACGCCCGGGGUCACUGUGUGGCAGCAUCUCCUGGUGAGCCAGGGCUGCUGGUGGCCCCGGUGAGCCAGCAGUCUCCAUUCCUGGGUUACGCUGGGGGCCCAGAACUGGCCCAGGGAAAGCUGCUGAAGGAUGUCUUCUGGCCCGGGGAUGUUUUCUUCAACACUGGGGACCUGUUGGUCUGCGACGACCAAGGCUUUCUUCGUUUCCACGAUCGCACUGGAGACACCUUCAGGCGCAGGGAGCAUAAGAGCUUCAUGGUGCUCAGCCACGGAAUGGCUCAUCUGGCCUCCUGCACCCACCAGGGCACGAAGGUAGGGCUGGGAUGGCAGCCCUGGUUCUGCGUCACCCCCGCUCUUUGGAUCUUGUGCAGCUCUACACCCACGUGUCUGAGAACCUGCCACCUUAUGCCCGGCCUCGGUUCCUAAGGCUCCAGGAGUCUUUGGCCACCACAGAGACCUUUAAACAACAGAAGGUUCGGAUGGCAAAUGAGGGCUUUGACCCGAGCUCGUUGCCUGACCCCCUCUACGUCCUGGACCAGGCUGGGGGUGCCUACCUGCCCUUCACCCCUGCCC
Molecule: messenger RNA, 3365 nt
Organism: Choloepus didactylus (southern two-toed sloth)
Lineage: Eukaryota; Metazoa; Chordata; Mammalia; Pilosa; Megalonychidae
Gene: SLC27A3
Product: solute carrier family 27 member 3
Exons: 9
Coding region: 1383-3218 (611 amino acids)
Cellular component (GO): endoplasmic reticulum; mitochondrion
Molecular function (GO): long-chain fatty acid-CoA ligase activity; long-chain fatty acid transmembrane transporter activity
Source: RefSeq, a predicted model, not a curated record